Molecule: messenger RNA, 780 nt
Organism: Suillus clintonianus
Lineage: Eukaryota; Fungi; Basidiomycota; Agaricomycetes; Boletales; Suillaceae
Exons: 3
Coding region: 1-780 (259 amino acids)
Source: RefSeq, a predicted model, not a curated record
AUGGAUCGCAUCAACCUGCUAGGUGCCGCCACCAGCCUAGUACCUUCCUCUGCCGGGAUCGGCACGCUCAGCGGUGUUCCUGGGUCAACAAGCUCGUUCUUCCAUGGAGUUAGUCGAGCAGUAUCUAAAUGGGACUACUAUCAACUCGUCCACUACUCACUCUUGCAAUCACCCAAGCCCAAGUCCUCCACCGGUGCGAACGGGCCCAAGCUCAACGGAAUUGAAUACAAGGGGAGGCAAGUUUCUCUUACCACCACUUUUCUCCGCUAUAAUUCAAUACCCAAGCAGCCCAAGCCCAAGUCCUCCACCGUUACAAACGGGCCCAACUUACCAAGCUCAACGGAAUUGAUUACAGUUUCCCUCCGACGUAAACGCCAUCACGGGGAUCCAUUCAAAUAUCAAAUCGCUUAUUUCUCAAUCCCCGGCGUACUUUCAUUGAUCGCCAUAUCCAGCAGACUUAUUCGAAAAGAAAACCCUCUUGAAAGCCCGCGGAGCCACCUGCACGAUCAGCGUAUUCAUCAAGCAGAGUACAACUUCAUUGCGCCCCAGCUUGCAGAGAAGGACACUAACAUUGCAUGUUCGCCGACGACGAUCAGGCGCAGUUGGACGAUGACCGAGACCGUGCAUUUUGGAUUAGGAUUAGGUCUCGACAAACCCAAUGUCCACUUUCCUCCAAGUACUUUCCCUGUAAUAUUUUACUGCAAUAGGCUACUAGUAUGGGUAGAAGCGACGAACGUGCCGAACCCCCUAGGCCUCCCACCUGUCCCUGAACUUGAUUGA